AUGGAAAGCGAAAGACGAUGCCGAUCAUGGGGCUUCUAUUGGUUUGGUUUUUAUUUGUCUCUACUGCUGUUUUUCGGAGAGCGGGCUUUGGCUGAAUUACGGUACUCUGUUCCAGAAGAGGUGAAAGAAGGAACUGUUGUUGGAAAUGUUGCUAAGGAUCUUGGUUUGGACAAAUCCUCGUUGAUUGACCGACGAUUCCGAGUGGUUUCUGGAUCCGCGGACGCGUUUUUUGAGGUAAACCCGGACAACGGUGCCUUACAGGUCCAUAAGAAAAUCGACAGAGAGGAGCUUUGUCAGGGAAGUGGUGCAUGCUUAAUGGAGCUAAAAAUCCUUGUUGAAAACCCCCUGGAGAUACACUAUGUGGUUGUAGAAAUUACUGAUGUAAAUGAUCACUCCCCUAGUUUUUCUGAGAAGCAACAGACAUUUGAGAUAGCGGAACAUUCAUCUCCGGGAACACGAUUUCAACUGCACGCAGCCCGUGAUCCUGAUGCUGGAAUAAACUCUAUCCGCACAUAUACAUUAACGGGAAACGAUCACUUUGAAAUAGAUAUUAGUCAAAGCGAUGAAGAUAAAAUACCAUUUUUAGUGCUGAAGAAGUCCUUAGACAGAGAAAAAAAUACUAAGCACUCGUUAUUUGUUACAGCAGUUGAUGGAGGUAAACCUCAAAGAUCAGGUUCACUAAAUGUUUCCAUUAUUGUUCUUGACAGUAAUGAUAAUCGUCCAAUGUUUAGUCAGGAUACUUACCAAAUUGAAAUAUAUGAAAACGUUCCAGUUGGUACAACCGUUACAAGAGUGAAUGCAAUGGAUCCAGAUGAGGGGGCUAACGGAGAAAUAGAGUACAGCCUUAGCAAAUCAUUAGCACGAAAAGUCUACGAGAUAUUUGAACUCGAUAGGUUAAGUGGACAAAUUAAAUUAAAAGGAGGGUUAGAUUUUGAGGAAUCUGAGAUUUAUAAACUAGAAGUUGAGGCAUCAGAUAAAGGAACACCUCCAUUAACAAGCAGGUGUAGAGUCAUUAUAAAGAUAAAAGACGUCAAUGAUAAUCCACCAGAAAUUGAAAUCACAUCACUCUCAAAUACAGUGUCCGAAAAUUCAAAGCCUGGCACUGUUAUUUCUCUCAUCAGUGUAACAGAUAAAGACUCGGGUGUCAAUGGAAAAAUUAUUUCAAGCAUAGCCAAUGACGUGCCUUUGGAAUUAAAGCCCUCCUAUAAGGAAAACACGUAUUCAGUUGUCACUAAGGAAUUUUUGGAUCGAGAGAAGGUGUCACAUUAUGAAAUAACAAUAAAAGCCACCGACUGUGGUGAGCCUCCCUUAUCUACUGUUAAAACCUUUGACAUUCAGAUAUCGGAUGUAAAUGACAACAGUCCACAUUUCGACGAAAACCGAUUACAGUUCUACCUGGUAGAAAAUAACUUAGCUGGAGCGUCAAUAUUCUCUGUAAGUGCAACAGACAAUGAUGUGAAUGAAAAUGCAGCUGUUUCAUAUCAUAUUGUGAGAGCAGGGAGUGAAAAUGAUGUAACAUCUUUCCUAAAUAUAAAUUCAGAGAAUGGACUGAUUUCAGCGCUAAAAAGUUUCGACUUUGAAACUCUGAAAACGUUCCAGUUCCAAGUUGUCGCCACAGAUUCUGGAACUCCGUCAUUAAGCAGCAACGUCACAGUGAACGUGUUCAUUCUGGAUCAGAACGACAACGCUCCAGUCAUCCUGUAUCCAGUCAGCUCUAACGGUUCUGCUGAAGGUGUGGAGGAGAUUCCCCGCAAUGUGAACGCAGGACACUUGGUGACUAAAGUCAGAGCCUAUGACGCUGAUAUAGGAUAUAACGGCUGGUUACUCUUUUCACUGCAGCAAGUUACUGACCACAGUCUCUUUGGUUUGGACCGCUAUACAGGACAGAUCAGAACACUUCGCUCAUUCACAGAGACAGACGAGGCUGAGCAUAAACUGGUCAUAAUGGUCAAAGACAAUGGGAACGUUUCACUCUCAGCGACAGCUACUGUGAUUGUCAAACUCGUGGAGCCCAAAGAGGCUUUUGCAGCUUCUGAUGUUAAAAGUUCAGCAAAGGAUGAUGAGGGGAAUGACGUGACUUUUUACCUGAUGAUAACUUUGGGCUCAGUUUCUGUACUUUUUCUCAUCAGUAUCAUCGUACUGAUUGCAAUGCAGUGCUCCAAAACCACAGACUGUGCUUCUAAAUAUCUACAAGACACAAAUUAUGAUGGGACACUGUGUCACAGCAUCCAAUACAGAUCUGGAGACAAACGGUACAUGUUAGUUGGACCCAGGAUGAGUAUAGGAUCUACUAUAGUCCCAGGCAGCCAUGCAAAUACUCUAGUGCUUCCUGACAGGAGGAGAGCAUCUGGAGAGUCUGGUUACAACAUUUAG
Messenger RNA from Thunnus maccoyii (southern bluefin tuna), 2373 nucleotides. RefSeq names its product protocadherin alpha-8-like. Lineage: Eukaryota; Metazoa; Chordata; Actinopteri; Scombriformes; Scombridae. Gene Ontology annotation, cellular component: plasma membrane. The record is from RefSeq and is a predicted model, not a curated record. Gene Ontology annotation, molecular function: calcium ion binding. The transcript has 2 exons. The coding region runs from base 1 to 2373 and encodes 790 amino acids. Gene Ontology annotation, biological process: homophilic cell-cell adhesion.